AUGUCACUCACGGAUAUCCAUACUAUAUCGUUCUCUUCGCUACUCCCGUCUGGCACGCUCCAUGGUCUUACACAGUCUGACAGGGACAGGCUGGCCGACUACGCCGAGGGAGAGACGCGCGCCGAGAGAACGAAGGAUUGGUGCGCUUUGGAUAAGAUCGAUUUCAUGGAUGCCAUUGGUGCCAUGGGCACUGUGGUGCAAGAGCAGGACUUAGAGAAGAAAGUAUUCAUCCACCAGGGGACCACUGAAGCUGGAGUUUGUCAACACCAGCCGCCGGCGUCCGAACCGAUCAAGCCGUUUCAGAAAUGGAUAAAGACGUUGCAUAAACGAGCGUUGCGUCGUCAGGAACUGUUUGGGGGCGAUGGCAAUAAUACACCAUGCUGUCUCGAUAUGGAAGGGAGAAGUUCGAUGACUUGGGAUUCGGGGCACUAUCGGCACUCGUCAGAUUCGUCAUUCAACUUUGUGUCGGCGGUCAAAAGCGCCAGUAUCUCCCUGACAAGCGUCAGUGUCUUGACGCGCUCACGGAAAAACACGAUACGAUCAUCUCGUGGCCACUCGAGGACGGACCGCAGCAGCAGAGCUUCCGUCUCGGGAGCACGGCUUUCUGAAGACAGUUUCUGUCAGGAACGACAGGUGGCGCUGGAUCCCGCCGUCAUCGAAAGGUCGCUACAACGACGUCGAAUAUUGGAGGAGUUGAUCAACACCGAAGAGAGCUAUAUUGGGGACGUGAGGUUCCUGAUGAAUGUAUAUGUCACGAUACUAGCUUCUUUACCGACACUACCCGUCGCCAUACGUUCCUCCAUCAACCAGAACUUGACCGACAUUGUGGAGCUGCACGAGGAAAUGCUAGGAGAACUCCAUCGAGCGGUCCCUCACUCUGAAUAUUCUCAGCUCGAUGUGCCGCUUCAAGCCCCCCAAGCUAACCAAGCUGCCCGUGGACACCAGCGUUGGAGGAGCCUUGAUGCUGUCCCGGAGGACAAAGACGGGGUAGCAUGGCUGCGAGAUGUGCCUGGGUUGCUCGCAGAGCCCCAAACGGUGGCAGAAGUUGCAAAGAUCUUCAAGAACAAGGCAAGCGGCAAGCCCCAAAUGAAUCGAUUCUUUAUUUAUGAAGAGUACGGGGCAAAGUAUGAACUCAUGAUUAAAGAUGUCGCAUCUGCCCAUCGGACAAUGCCAGGGUGGCAGUCGUAUCAAAAGGGAUUGGAAGUUCUCGCUGCAUCCGUGGGCUCGAUCGACGGCCAAGGCGAUCAUUCCAAGAAGAGUCUGACCAUCGGUGACCUUCUUGUCAAACCGAUUCAACGGGUAUGCAAGUACCCUUUGCUCUUCUCCGAGCUGCUCAAGCAUACGCCGGUGGUGGACUGUCCCUAUUCGCACAUGGAGAUCGAGAACACGCUUAUCAGGCUACGUGAGGCCACGGCCGAGAUCAACCGGGCCACAGACGACCCUCGUGUGCGUACGGUGCUGGAGAAAACUUGGAUUCUCCAGGACAGGCUUGCAUUUCCUAACCAGCAACUAGAUGCAACUACCAAGAACCGUAUUCGGUCUUUCGGCCACAUUCAGCUUUGUGGUGCCCUUCAUGUCUGCUGGCAGUCCAAAGAAGGGGUGAACGGGCAGUACAUGGUGGCGCUCCUGUACAAGGAGUGGUUUUGCCUUGCGACGGCUAGUAAGAUCGACCAGGUAUACACGAUUCAGGCGUGCAUCGCAUUGUCAAACAUUAAGGUGGAGGAGGUAGAUAACGGUCGAGGACUCCAGUGUCACACGGCGCCGUAUUCUUGGAAGAUUGUCUUUUUGUGCGACAACCAACUGUACGAACUCAUCCUCACCGCCUGCACGCCGAAGGAGGAACUGGAAUGGCGUACUCGGCUCAGCAGCCGGACCUUGAGCGUCCCGGACCAGGACUUAAUGCAACCGGCCAUCUUCAGCUCGCUUUCACUGGAUAUCAAAACACUGGGGACUGUUUUUAGAAAACCAGGAACCAUUGCCAGAAGAAUAUCGAUACACCGAGCAACGACGGUGGGGCCAAGAUCUCCUUUGUGUCAAGUCAUUCUCAAAAACACGAGCGUCAUCAAGGAUGCGCCGACAGCGAGCUACAGCGCUCAAAUCAACCGAUCACAGUCCCUGUUGGCCACAAACCACCGUAUCCCGGUGUUGGCGCCUUCCCGUGGUGAAAGGGCCCGGCUCGAGGCUCUCAUGUCGGAUGUGUGGACUCGGGACAUACUGCCCUUUCCCGGGAUAACUGCCCGAUCCAGGAGCGAGCACCUUGUUAGGUCGUCGGCCUCGUCAGUCAUGCGGAAGUUAAGCGUCGUGAGUAUCGCGAGUAGUUUUACGAAACGUUCCGCAAGCCUUGCAAGCUUGCAAAAGAAUGUUGCCACCGAGGAGGAGGUGACAACGCGAAAUAACAAGGAGGGUGGUGUUGUCCAAACGGCGGCGGUGAUGGCAACAACGACAUCAGUACGUGGGAGGUCAGAAGAUGAAUGUAUGUCUUUUCUCUCGGUCAUUCCUGAUGAAGCAGAGAGAAGCAGCUCCUUUUUGCUGGCAACGGGGCCAGAACAACAGUGGGAGUCGACCGGGACGGAGGUUUUCGCAACGACGACGGCAAAGGAACGGGUCGACGAUAUCACGGCCGAAACAACGACACGCACAUCAGUCUUUCACGGGGGAGAAAUGAACCAGUCACGGCCUUGUACACCGAUGGUGGGUGUACUGCAGCCGUCUACGAACAGCUCGCGGCGGCCGAGCUUGCAGAAGUCGCAUUUUAGCGAGGCGUCGUUGUCCCGGGAAGAUCUGAAGAAGGAGAACAGGCUUACUUCACCUCCAGACUCGGUAGGGAAGAAUUCGUCUCGGUCACAAAAGCUUGCGAGUCGUUGGGCUAAAGUUGGGGUUCUCCAUCGCGAGGCGGUGGUGGGCAUCCGAAGCUUUUUGUUUCGUUGA
Messenger RNA from Podospora pseudopauciseta, 2928 nucleotides. RefSeq lists its product as uncharacterized. Gene Ontology annotation, biological process: regulation of GTPase activity. Lineage: Eukaryota; Fungi; Ascomycota; Sordariomycetes; Sordariales; Podosporaceae. The record is from RefSeq and is a predicted model, not a curated record. Gene Ontology annotation, molecular function: guanyl-nucleotide exchange factor activity. Bases 1 to 2928 code for a protein of 975 amino acids. Gene Ontology annotation, cellular component: cytoplasm. The transcript has 7 exons.